CUCGUUCUCUCUCCGUCCCUUGCUUUUGGUGUCUCUACCAGAAUCCCCUGACUCAUAAUAAUGUGUUCUGAAUGAAUGAAUUGCCGAGACCCACGUAUAUGACCCGCUGCUGCUAGAAAUUCCCGCACGAUGGCGCCCGACUCCACGCCCAACCCCGACUGCCAUGCGGUGGUUCGCAACGCUCUCCGCAUUUCCCUCAGCGCCAAGGAAUACAAGCUGCUCCACGAGUCCGCCAUCCAGCAAUCCCCUUCUGCCAUUCGGAACAAGCUCCCUUCCCCCUCAAGAUUCGAGGCUAUCGUUCGCUCUAAAAAUAAGCACAAUGAAGCCGCGGUCCGGGCCUCGUUGCGCAUUUUUGUCCUGUCAAGCUCCCUGUUGAAGCUCGUUGACGUCGUGACCGACAGGGUCCGCGGUGACCUAUCCAAAAAGACAACAUCGCGCACCUCUCUUGUGCGUUCCCCGAAUUUCCGCCUCUCCAUCUCUCUGUCGCUUCUACUUCUCUUUCACCGCUUCCUCUAUCGCUUCUUCGUCAAGUUGCGCGCAAACCUUCGCACAGACGAUGCACGACCCUUCCGGGACCGUAACCCGCGGAUCUCCAAGGCGCUGACUUCGCGCUAUGCGCCCGCCGUCGGAGCAAGUAUCGCGGGGUUUGCGCUGGGGAUCUGUCCGCAGAAUCAGCUCCGGCUAACAGCGGCCAUCUACACAGCUACGCGUAGCUUGGAAUUCCUGUUCAAUGCAUUGGAGGAAAAGGGCUGGUUCAAGAAUCGACCACAGUGGUUCGGAAGUUGGCUGUUAAUGCCGGUUGCGUGCGCACAGCUCUUCCAUGCCUUUGUGUUCGAUCGUGAGACUACACCCAAGUGGUUUGGAAACGUUGUCCUGAGGCUCUCCCCCAGCUACGUGCGUGGUCGGCCCGAUUCUUUGCCACUGGAAAUCCCAUGGCCGGAAAAGGAAGCUGUGGUUGAUUCGCUGGCUAACAUUGCCAACCUCCGGUGGCCCGCAUUUGCCUCACCCAUCUUACACCCAGGAAGUCCGAACACCCUACCGUCUUCACUAGCAUCCAUCUCACCCAUCACUGGCCCUGCCCAUCCAGCUAUCUCCAGUCUGUCAUGCGCCUUGCUCCACCCGACCAGUCCCAGCUGCAGCACCGCCUUCCUACAUCACAUCCUCCUCUCAGUUCCACCCCUUGCCCGUUCCUUAACCACUGUGACGUUAGCCCUGUCUUUGCGCAACAUCAAGAGCCUGAUGACGGAGCCCAUCACGUCAAUCAACAAACUUUCCACGAAAAUCAUCACUUUGACAGCCAUCCUCUCCGCUUCUAGCGGCUCCGCAUGGGGGAGCAUCUGCCUUUGGAACAGCCUGCUUCCGCGCUCCAUCCUCCCCGCCAAACGAUUUUUCCUUAGUGGCGCACUUGCAGGCGUGCCGUUUGCCUUCCUCGGAAACAGCCGUAGCAUCUUCAUGUACUUCUUCCGGGCAGCCGUGGACUCGGCCUGGAAGACAGGUGUCAAGCACGGAUUAUGGAAGGGGUGGAAAGGCGGCGAACUGUGCAUCAUCGUGCUGGCGUGGGCACUUAUGGGUGCUAUUCUCGAGACUAGACCAUCCGCAGUCCAGGGUAAGGGCGUGAGAAAGGCCCUGGCUUGGUUGAAGGGUGAUGGGUUCGCAGACCCGGUUGAGGUUGCCGCGAGAAAGAAGGCUAGAAAAGCGGCAGCGCAGAAGAAGGCUGAGAAUGAGGCAUGAGGGACAUAGGGAGCUUGGCUUGUGGUAUCUACUAUUUACUCUAUUAGCAUGUUUUAUGACCUCGUCUUUCUUUGUAUUUUUUAUGCCAUGUUUAUAUCUUUUUACUUACAGCGAUA
Aspergillus sclerotioniger CBS 115572 is the source of this 1847-nucleotide messenger RNA. RefSeq lists its product as uncharacterized. Lineage: Eukaryota; Fungi; Ascomycota; Eurotiomycetes; Eurotiales; Aspergillaceae. The coding region runs from base 130 to 1731 and encodes 533 amino acids. The record is from RefSeq and is a predicted model, not a curated record. The transcript has 4 exons.